GCCGGGCGGGCCGUGGCUCUCCGCAGGCCGCAGCCAUGAGCGGCGCUGCCGGCGACAGCGGUUCGUCCGCUUCUGUCCUGGCCGAGCUGGACUGGGACGACGGGUUCGCCAUCCCCGUGGCCAGCGUCGAGAACCAGGCGCUGGAGGACGAACUGCAGAAGAUGCAGAAGGAAAAGGCCAACCUACAGAAUCAGCUGACCGACUUGGAGGAGCGCAGCGAAGCAAUGACCUCGCAUUUGAAAAACGUCAGGCAGGAGUUCAGCUUCACCCAGUCACUUUACAGAGCCAGAGAGAAUGAAAUUGAAACUGAAAAGCACUUUAAAUCCGUUGCUGAGAGAGAACUUGGACGUCUCAAAAGUGAGAUUCAACGGCUGGAAAAUGAGAUGAUUUCCUUAAGAGAAAAGAAAAAUAAUCAAGAAAAUAACAUUUUCAAAACCACUCAAAAGUUGGAAGCCUUAAGAUGCCAGAUGAACUGGGAUCAUCAAGCUUUAGAGGCUUGGUUAGAGGAAUCAGCUCGUAAAGACAAUGAUGCAGUCACCAUCCAGAAGUAUGCCCAACAAGAUGAUGGGAAAUUAAGGGUGCUGACUCUACAGAUAGAAAAGUUGACCAUGGAAGCUAAUCAGAAACGCAAAAAUCUUGAUAACGAGCUUACAGAAACCUUAACUGCUCAGAUUGAGCUGGACAAGAUAGCUGAAGAUUUUCGCAGAGUUCACCAUGAAAGGCAAGAACUUAUCAGACAGUGGGAAAGUACGAUAGAGCAGAUGCAGAAAAGAGAUCAAGAGAUAGAUCACUUUGCUUUGUUAUUAGCAGAGACAAGACAGGAUAUCCGAAAGAAAGAAGACGCGAUUAAAGAGAAGAUCCGUUUUUUGGCAAAUGAGACAGGAAAUAAUAUGGAGUAUGAAAAGAAAAUUGCUAGUACUGAUCGGCAAGCUGCCAAGCUCCGGAUGGAGUACCAAAAUCAAGAUGCUAAUCGAGUUCAGCUCCAGGAUGAGCUGGAUACUUUAAAAACCACAGUGGACAGGACUGCUUCUGAUUUAGAAUCUAUGAGAACACGAGUAACCAAUCUGAAAAAAGAAAUUCAAGAAAAAAACAUCAGGCUAAGCCUUCUUAAAGAUCAGAAUAUGAAUCUUUCAAAUAAACUGAAGUUUGUGACUGAGAAGACACUGAGCUUAGAAGAAAAAGCUUUUAGGAUGGAAGAAAUUCUGAAAGAAGAAGAGAGAAAUGUGAAGGAAAAAGAAACUCAAAUGAGCCAGUUGAAAGAACUGCAUUUCAAGAAAACUCAGGAGUUACAGGUACAGCAGGAGAAGGAGAAGUGUCUUAUAGCAGAAAUUGAGGGAAGCCAAGCAUCACUUAAAAACCUCAACAGUCGGUUACGCAAACUUGACGCGGAUGCAUUAAAGCAACAAGAAAUAACUUAUAAUCAGGAUUUUUAUAUUCAGCAAGUGGAGCGACGAUUGUCACGGCUAAAAGGGGAGGUUAAUACAGAUGAAAGACAAGUGCUAGAAGCAAAAGUUGCUGAACUUAAAAAAACACUAGAAGAAAAGAAAAAUGCAUAUAAUCUUCUACACGCGCAGCACAAGAAGGUUCAGAGUGACAUCCAUUUUAUGAAGAGGGCAAUGGAUAAGACAGGAAAAGAAAUGAGCGGUGUGAUGGCUAGGAUAGAUGAACUAAACCUGUUCAAUGACAAAUCAGAUAAAGAAUUUAAAAAAGCUAAAGCUGUCAAGCAGGAUUUGAUGGUUGAAGAUAAUCUUCUGAAAUUGGAAUUGAAACGUCUUCGCGAUACACUGUACAAUAAGGCAGAGCAAGUUCUCUCACUGGAAAAACGAAAAUUACAAUUAAACACAGCCAUGGCUGAAAGAACUGAAGAAAUUAAAGUUCAUAAGGCAAUGCUUGAAUCUCAGUUAAGAUUCGUGGAUCAGGAGCGGCAACAUGUAAGUGCUGAAUUUCAAGAACGUCUAAGUAAAAUUGAUAAACUGAGACGCAGAUAUGAAAUUUUGACAAUUGUCAUGAUGCCUCCUGAAGGAGAAGAGGAGAAAACUCAGACCUACUAUGUCAUUAAGGCUGCCCAGGAUAAGGAGGACCUUCAACGGGAAGGUGAUGAUUUGGAUGCAAAGAUCCGCAAAGCUGAAAAGGAAGUUGUAGCACUGGAAAAUACCCUGCGUGUGCUUAAUAACUGCAACAGCAAUUACCGAAACUCUUUUAAAAAAGUCACAGAGACAAGUGAGGAGUAUGAAGAGAAGCUGCAGUUGGAAGAAGAGAAAAGAGCAGCUGAUGAAAAACUCAGAUACAAACGAAGACGGACCAAGGAGCUUCAGGAGGACGUUCAGAGUAUGGAAAAUACUUUGGCCAUCAUGCUAAAACAGGAGGCUGCCUACCAAGAAGAGAGAGAGGAGAAACAAGCUUAUGUUUUGCAGCUUAACAAAGUCACAAAUGAGCAGAAGCCAAAAUUAGAAAGGAUCAUGAAACAGUGUUCCAGAUUAUCCAGAGAAGUUCGAUCUUCAAAGAAAACUAAAACAGAAACACAGGAAGAAAAAGACAUUGAUCUCCGUGAACUGAAAGAUUUUAACAGAACCAUUGACAAGUUGUUGGUGGAUGUUCUUGAAGCAAAUCCUGACUUAAUUACACCCUUUGAAGCAUACUUUCAACAGUCUGGUUUAGAACUUCCUACAGCUGCUUCCAGUGGUAGUAGUCACAGUUCUCGAUCAUCCUCUUCUCAGAGUUCAGUGGCCUCUGUCAGAUCAUCCAGGAGCAACAAAGGCUCAGCUUCUGGUCAAGUAUCAUUACCUAAAGUUGUAGAUUUGAGCUUGUCAAUCAGUCCUCCUGCUUCAGCUGCUGGUGCUAGUUCACGGCCCUCUAGUGCAGCUAGCAGCUCAAGUAACCUUUGCAGCAGAAAAAACCUGAAAUAAUUUGAAUUUUAUUGUGGAGUGUUCACAUCCCACUAGCAGUGCUUCUACAUUAUUUUAAUAAUUAUUUAAUGCUCUCUUCCUUAUUUAUCAAGAUCUUCUAACAUAGAAAUGUUUACUGUAUUAAGAUAUGCUUUUCAACUUAGUUGCUAGUAAAGGUUCAUGCUAAACCACCUGAAGCAGUGAGUUACAAAUUAACAAAUACAACAUUAAAUGAAACCGUCUCUAA
Messenger RNA from Gavialis gangeticus (Gharial), 3132 nucleotides. It is a transcript of the gene CCDC39, whose product is annotated as coiled-coil domain containing 39. Lineage: Eukaryota; Metazoa; Chordata; Crocodylia; Gavialidae. Gene Ontology annotation, cellular component: axoneme. Gene Ontology annotation, biological process: cilium-dependent cell motility; inner dynein arm assembly; cilium movement. The record is from RefSeq and is a predicted model, not a curated record. Bases 36 to 2906 code for a protein of 956 amino acids. The transcript has 20 exons.